This is a messenger RNA of Pygocentrus nattereri (red-bellied piranha), 2215 nucleotides long. It is a transcript of the gene nudt12, whose product is annotated as nudix (nucleoside diphosphate linked moiety X)-type motif 12. Gene Ontology annotation, biological process: NAD+ catabolic process; NADP+ catabolic process. The coding region runs from base 106 to 1479 and encodes 457 amino acids. Gene Ontology annotation, molecular function: metal ion binding; protein binding; NADH pyrophosphatase activity. The record is from RefSeq and is a predicted model, not a curated record. Lineage: Eukaryota; Metazoa; Chordata; Actinopteri; Characiformes; Serrasalmidae. The transcript has 7 exons. Gene Ontology annotation, cellular component: cytosol.
CGCCUGUAGCGAAUGGCGCAAAUCCUGCACUUUCACCUUUCUUCCGCUCUCACUGUUUACGCAGAGUAGUGGGUUCUCUCGUCUUUGGAAUCAGCUAAGUUGAACAUGACAAGUGCUCAGAUGACAGCUAAUGAUGAGAUGGUUCAGCAGUUCUUGGAUAAUGCAUCCAGAGGUGACAUAGUGAGAGUUUCUGCUAUGAUUUCUCACUCCAGUCAUCUACUCAAUGAAAGUGGGAAACAAGGCUGGACAGCCUUAAUGUUAGCUGCAAGAAAUGGACACUUUGAUGUAGUAAAAUUAUUACUUUCAAAGGGGAGUGAUAAAGAUCUGAUGAACAAGUCAGGCCAAACUGCUCAUGAUAUAGCAAAAUUUUGGGGUCACAAACACAUUGCCAGUUUGUUGGUUAGUGGUGGGGACAGCAGCCUUAAUGAACUUCUACCUCACAAAGGAGCUGUGGAUCAUGAGAAUUACUUCAAUAGAGAGUAUCUUGACAGAAGGAGUGAUAAAAGGACAGACUCAGGGUGGCUUGCAGCUAAACAGAUCUCCCCAAAGACUGUGUUCCUUCUGUUUCAUCAUUUGGAGCCUCUUGUUACAUCAGGGCCAGAAGAAGUGAACAAUAGUAAGCCUAAGUUAAAAUUGUGCAGGCUCAGAAGAGACUCUGUGGAUGAACUAAUCGAAAAGAGUGACACAGUACUUAUUUUUCUGGGAGUUGAGAAGCAAGAACGUUCACCUUCUACACCGCUAUCAGAAGAGGAGGAUGGACUUAUUGCAUGGUUUGCUCUGAAUACCCAGGACAAUCCCACAGAAAGCCUCAAGUCCACAGAUUCAAACAGAUUCUUCCUUAAGGGGCCAAUGCCAGGACUUUUAUUACUAAAUGAAGAUGAAGCAGGUGUAAUUGCACAGGCCAGAUCUGUUCUUGCAUGGCACAGCCGGUACAGUUUUUGUCCAACAUGUGGAGGCCAGACCAAAGUGGAUGAAGGAGGUUACAAGAGAACCUGCUUGUCAGAGGGCUGCAGGAGUCUUCAGGGAAUCCACAGUACAUGUUAUCCUAGAGUUGAUCCUGUUGUGAUCAUGCUCGUCAUUCACCCAGAUGGGAAUCAGUGCUUACUAGGGAGAAAGAAGACUUUUCCUCCAGGGAUGUUCUCCUGCCUUGCUGGAUUCAUUGAACCAGGUGAGACCAUUGAGAAUGCAGUUAGAAGAGAGGUUCUGGAAGAGAGUGGUGUUACUGUCGGCCCUGUUCAGUAUGUAUCCUGUCAGCCUUGGCCGAUGCCCUCCUCACUAAUGAUUGGCUGCUUGUCAGUAGCAGUGUCUACAGACAUCAAGGUUGAUAAAAAUGAAAUUGAAGAGGCUCGCUGGUUCACAAGGCAACAGGUCGUAGAUGCUAUUGCAAAGAGCGACCAAGCGGUUUUCACCAUGCCUCCGAGACAAGCUAUUGCGCAUUACCUAGUAAAACACUGGGUUGGCAUUAACUCAAACCUUUGAGCUGAAUGUUAAAUUGUCAUUAUCAUUUGUCAAAAUUGUAAAAAUGCUUUGAAAAUAGAAACAGAUACAGCUGUGGAUUAUAACACUUCUGUAUGUGUAGCUGACCUACCACUACAUGUUAGAGAAUGUACUUGUUUUGACUAAUCCAGUGAGGAUGUGGGUGUAACACUGAGUCAAAAGUUGAAGAUGUGUUCGAGAUGCAACUGAAAUAAGAUGAAAUGCAGAUUCAGAUGAUCAGAAAAAAUGAUACAUGUUGGAUUGACCAACCCAGUAAAUUUAAUUUUCAGUUAGUUUCAGUUACAGUUGAGUGUGGACUGCACUGCACUCUGCUUUGAAAUAUAUUUGGUUUUGAUUUCACUUGAUAACUGUAAAGAUUUAUAAAAUGGGAUUUUAUUGUGAAAAACUUGAAUUCUUUUAUUGCCACAUGGUGUGACUGUGGUAGUUGUUUCUGUUGCAUUGACAACACUAUAGUAGCACAAUGCACAUAAACAUACAAUGUAACAUGUACAUACAGUAAACAUUAUGCAAUACAAUACACACUAUACAACAUAUAAUAUAUGAGAAUUACACCAUGAUUUCAUCAAUAUAUUCUUAUAAAAGCUGGAAAUCUUACAGACAAUAAUGUACACUACUCAGAAGAGUUUAGUAAGCUUAUUGCAAAUGGAAAAAGGUUGUUCUUGCACCAUCACAGCUUCACAAAAACUAGUCAUUUCUCUUAAUAAAAUGUACCACAAUG